Molecule: messenger RNA, 442 nt
Organism: Camelina sativa (false flax)
Lineage: Eukaryota; Viridiplantae; Streptophyta; Magnoliopsida; Brassicales; Brassicaceae
Source: RefSeq, a predicted model, not a curated record
UCUUCGAACGAUCAGUUCGAUAGGAUUAUCUAUCUUCACGAUGAAGCUCUUCCACGGAUUACGAAAGUUUCUCAUGAGGCUCAUCGAUCUCACUCUCCCUUCCUCCUCUCGCCGGCCCAAGAGCUCACGCAACGGUUCCCACGACGGAGAGAGGUUUGAGCCGCCGAAGGUUUCGUGUAGUAGUUCGUACUAUUCGUCUCAUGUACACUACAGUGAAGCUAUCGCUGAUUGCAUAGAGUUUUUCAACAAGUCUUCGGCUAUGUCUUGUGAUGAAGAUCAUGAAGCUUACGUUUAGUGAUCAACAUCUCAAAAGUCAAAACUCACUUCUUCUUUUUUCCUUCAACAUUUGGUUCGAGGCUUUGCUUUUUUAUUUGAGUUAUUGUAAUUUUGAGAAACUUAUAUAAUUAUAUUAUGGUCAUUUAUAAAUUUAGUCACAUUUUUG